This is a messenger RNA of Vanessa atalanta (red admiral), 2483 nucleotides long. RefSeq names its product T-box transcription factor TBX20-like. Gene Ontology annotation, molecular function: DNA-binding transcription factor activity, RNA polymerase II-specific; RNA polymerase II cis-regulatory region sequence-specific DNA binding. The transcript is spliced from 7 exons. Gene Ontology annotation, biological process: cell fate specification; regulation of transcription by RNA polymerase II; positive regulation of DNA-templated transcription. NCBI's taxonomy places the organism in Eukaryota, Metazoa, Arthropoda, Insecta, Lepidoptera, Nymphalidae. Gene Ontology annotation, cellular component: nucleus. Bases 365 to 1906 code for a protein of 513 amino acids. The record is from RefSeq and is a predicted model, not a curated record.
GCCGCCUCAGUCGGGUUCACAGCGCGCGGAGUCGCACCGGUCCGCUCUAUCGCCUUCCUUUCCGCGCGUAAAAAGUUUUCCUACUAUUCCGAAACUUCCGAUCGCGGUGACAACACACCUAAACUUAUUUCAGUUAUCGACACGAAUAACUUUAAUGACAAAGCGUUUAUGAACUAAUAUAUAUUACUUGUGUAGAAUAUUAGUGAUAUUUCAAAAAUACAUUUAUAUUUAGAAUUAUAAAAAGAAUCCAGUUUCGAGUAUUACCUAUAAAAGUCAAGCAGCAAAUAUAAUAUACAAAAGACAUUUAAGUGGUAGCAAGAUAUAAUUAUAUUGAGCUCUUUGAAGACUAUGAUAUGUGCCACUGAUGGGAUGUACAGUCGGUGAAGCGUGGGGCCGCAGGUUCUCAGAAGCCGUGAGCUUGAUGCUGCUGCAGGGUGAGGGCCGGGGGCCUGCCAUGGAGGAGGAUUGUUCGGCGCGGCCAUGCGCCACUGACUUCUCCAUCGCUGCUAUAAUGGCCAGGGAUCGGCAGGAGCGCAGGGAAAGGAGGAGACACAGAGACCCCAGGGAAGAUACACUUACGCCCUUAGAAAAGUUUGUGGAUGCGACGGCGUCGGCUUCUGGGUCACCUUCGCCACCGUUAGCUGAAUACGAGCGAGAUUCCCCUGUCGAUGUUUCGUCAACCUCCGAGGCGGGUUCGGCGAGCGGCGCUCCGAGCGGCUCGCGAGCACUCUCUCCUCCACCCCGCAACCCGCAGCUCGCAGAACGUUGGUCAAGUGAGGAGAUGCGACACAUACAGUGCCAUCUUGAAACUAAGGAGUUAUGGGACAAGUUCAACGAACUGGGAACUGAAAUGAUCAUCACGAAAACUGGAAGACGCAUGUUCCCGACUGUUCGUGUAUCGUUCGCGGGGUGCCGCGCUGAGGCGAGAUACGCGGUGUUGCUGGACGUGGUGCCGGUGGACGGCAAGCGCUACCGCUACGCAUACCACCGCUCCUCGUGGCUGGUGGCGGGCAAGGCCGACCCACCCGCGCCCGCGCGCCUCUACCCGCACCCCGACUCACCCUUCUCCGGCGAUCAACUAAGGAAGCAGGUCGUCUCCUUUGAGAAAGUCAAGCUCACCAACAAUGAGAUGGAUAAAAAUGGACAGUUGGUGUUGAAUUCGAUGCACAAGUAUCAGCCUCGUAUCCACCUAGUCUUGAGACGGGAAGGUGCUAUAAACGCACCGAUAACAGACCUCGAGCAAGAAGAGUUCAAGACGUUCAUUUUUCCUGAAUGCGUGUUUACUGCAGUCACCGCCUACCAGAACCAACUUAUUACUAAACUCAAAAUCGACAGUAAUCCAUUUGCUAAGGGAUUUCGGGAUUCUUCGCGUCUCACAGAAUUUGAGAGAUUCUAUAUCACGGGGGAGCACGAAAGAACACCCGUCUUCCCCGAUGACGCGCGCUACAGCGCUGCCAAUUCUAGGGAAACGAUGGAGUCUAUGCUAGCGGAACAGCAUUAUUUAAGGUCUCCGUUACGGCCGUUCGAUUUGGACCAGCACAACAACAACCUAACUCUGGAAGAAAAAGCGAUACUUGCGGCUCGGUCUCAACUGUUCUUGCGUGCUGCGUACCCAUUGUACGGCGUUCCGGCGGCGGCUCUCUGGGGUCAGUGGGCGUGCUUGGCGCCGCAACUACUGGCGCAACAGCAUCUUGCUUCUGGAUCCGGGUUGCAGCUGCCGCGUCCGGUAUACCCUGGCAGUGUACCACCGCUGUCUCAGCAUCGGUUCUCGCCUUACCCGCCGCGACGUGCUUCGCCCGGAUCUUCCCCGGACUCAUUACGUGAUGCGAGCCCCCACUCCUUGCCUCACACGCCGCUCCCCCCGCACGCCCCGCACACUCCGCACCCGCCGCACAGUCCCACUUAGUGCAUUCCGUUAUGUGACAGCGACUGGUUAAUAACGAUCUCUGUAAAUGCUUUUUUAUGAACUCGAAGUUUAAUUUGGCGACGCUGUGUUAUAGUAGCACGUUUGAGUUUUAGUACAUUUCAUAUUUAAUUACAAAAACAAUGAAUAGUGCUUCUGCAUUCGCGAGUGAAUUCUAUAGACAAUAGGUCCGCAGUGUCGCCAAUCAUUGUGUACAAUAUUGUAAAAUAAAAUAUUUAAAUUUAGCUUAAGGUUGUAAUUAUUGUUGUUAUAGAAUAAUAUUAUGUUCCUAAUUAUAUUAUUUUAGCUGAUUUUACUUUCACAAUAAGAUCGAUACAUUUAAUAAAGUAACAUUUGUAACAAUUUAAAACUUUUGGUGAAAUAUUUCGACAUGUCCGGUAGUUUCAAAUUAUUCUUAAGUUGGCAAAUGAUUUAAGUCGGUUGGUGAAAUGUGCAAUACAAAAGAAAUCAUAAUAUUUCAAAUUAGCUGUUUGUAGUAAGAUAGAUAUUAUAAUUAAAAUGUAGAUAUACUUGCUGUCUGUGUUUAAGGUACUCUGUGGUAUCAUAAAUGGACAAAUAG